This is a messenger RNA of Cryptotermes secundus, 6070 nucleotides long. RefSeq lists its product as uncharacterized. The transcript is spliced from 19 exons. Lineage: Eukaryota; Metazoa; Arthropoda; Insecta; Blattodea; Kalotermitidae. Gene Ontology annotation, biological process: termination of RNA polymerase II transcription. The record is from RefSeq and is a predicted model, not a curated record. Gene Ontology annotation, cellular component: cytoplasm; mRNA cleavage factor complex. Gene Ontology annotation, molecular function: mRNA binding; RNA polymerase II complex binding. Bases 21 to 6023 code for a protein of 2000 amino acids.
AUGAGAAAACACGGGCCCAGAUGUUCAAAUUACGUCAGACGUGGAAUGAAGUGUUCCCACCAAAGAAGUUAUAUGCAGUAGACGUACGUGUAAAUGCAAUUGAUCCAGCAUGGCCAAUCACAGCUGUGCCUCCUACCAUAUAUGUGAAUCCGAAGUUUUUUCGUCAGCAGGCACCGCCAGCUCCUAAUUCCCAGCCGUCUUCCACUGCUGUGUCUGCUACCCCUCCAGCUACACCAGCAGUUCCUCCCACAGCCGUGGAAGAUCCUCAUACAAUCAAUGAAGCCAAAAUGAGGGAGCAGUUGCUUAAGAAGCAGAAGGAGCUGCUGGAACUUCAGCAGAAAAAAUUGGAAUUAGAGUUGCUGCAAACAAAAGCAAGAUUAGAAGAACAGCAGAAACAGUUAGAGAGACAGACUGGACAUCUUCAUUCUGAGCAGCUGAGACCACCAAUGCACAUUGCUGGGCAGGAAGCUGCUAAACUACUUGCACCACCUAAACCAAUGGAAUCUCCAGUGGUCUCAACGAAAUCACAAACGGUCGUGCCUGUACCUGCCACAGUUGUCAAUACUAGUCAGAAUUCUGGGACAGUAACAGUAACUGUUCCUGAAGCAGCUGGUGCUCCUGCAGGACCUGCUGCAAGAGGUAGUGGCAGUGCUUCAGGUAGCAGCAAGAUGAAGAUUGAGACGAAAUCAACAGGAGCAACAGGGCUGAAGACUUCAGCUACAUCAUCAUCAUCAAGCACCAGCUGCCGUCCAAUUCCAACACCAGCACUAACUGCUGUCACCCCUGGCGUACGAUCGAGGGAUCCUCGGCUUGCUUCUCGGCAACUGCAGUCUAAUGCAGUUCCAGAAAAUAGUAUGGUACAGCCACAAGAUGAGGAAAUACAGGAACCUGAUUUAAUCUUUGAACCAGUUAAACUAGAGACUGCCAAACCAAAACCUCAGAUCACAAUCAAUAUUGGUUGUGUCAAUAAAGGUACUGUAAAUAAAGAAACUCGAGGAAUCAGUAAGAAAGACCCUCGUUUGAUAAGUAAUAAGGUUCAUGGUUUAAAUAAUAGUAAUAUCAAAGGCCGGACGUCCUCUGCCACUAGUAGUGGAGUUGGUGGUAAGGGAAGUGGCAAGAUGUUUGGGAGAGGUCCUUCUCCUUUACCUUCCUCCCCAUCCCACCCCAGUAGUGGUGGUGGUGGUAGUAAGAGUUUGAGUUCCCCUUCCUCAUCAUCACAACGCAAAACACAAAGUAAAGGUGGCAGUAAUGGUAGCACAAAGCCACCACGUAACAAAGCUCUUCCUAGAAUAAUAAAGAUUGACCUUACAGAUAGUCCUCCACCAAAAGCAGGUGAUACAAAGGAAGAAAGUAGUACAAGUAAGCAGAAUACUGAAACUGGUAAUAAAAGUAGCUCUCCUUCCUCUAAAACAGAAAGUCACAGAAAGAAAUCCUUACCUCUUGGUACAAGCAGAUCUUCUGAGAGGAAGAAAGGGUCAGGGAAAUCUGGCAGUGAAUCUUCAGGCAUGGGUGGGAACUCUAGUAAUGGUAGUAUUAAGCAAGAAUGGAGAAAGAGUCCUGUGGUAGGGGAGAAGAGACAUCACGACCAUGAUCGCCCUGUAUCUAGUAAGUACGACAUCUUCGUUGAGCCGGAGGGUGAUUCUCCAUCACCACCACCACCUCCAGUCAUCAGUACAGACAACAAGCGGAGAGGUGAAUCUUCUCCAUCAAAGGGCAGUGUGUUUAAAGAUGUGAAGCUACCAAAAGGUCGCAACUAUAUGAGAAGAAACCUGGCUCCCAAGCCUCGCAGCGUGGAAAUUCCUCCUGUGACUGCCACAGGAGAUGUGGACCUGCGCUUGGGUGCACCUCCGGAGAAUUGUCCUCACCUAGACAUGUUCCAGCCAGAUACCACCACAUCAGUACCUUCUGCCAAAGAGGAUGUCAAAGAACCACUUGUAGAAGCUGCAAAUCAGGAUGUGGAUUUGCGUCAUCUUCCUGGGUCACCUAGUAGGAAACGUUCAUCCACGGAAAGAGGAGAGCAGCCACCACCAAAGAAAACAAAAGCAGAAGUAUUUGAUGAGUUGUUUGGAAAUGAAGAUGUUGAUCUUCGACAGUUACCUCCCAAUGUACCAGUUGUCAUGCAGACUGUACCUCCAUCACCACCCCCACCUCCAGUAAUAUCUCAAUCUUCACCUGUUCCAACAUCAGCAUCGUCUCAGGAUAGUUCAGUGAACACUACUUCAUCUUUAAAGCAGCCAUCACCUGAGAGAGAAAGGGUGGAGUCUGAAGUCCGCAUGGAUGAAUGCAAAUCUGUUAGUGAAGACGAUGGUAAAGAGAAUUGUGAAAGUGAACUGAAGUCUCGAGGUUGGGCAAAAUAUAAGGAGAAGAAACCAGAUACAUAUAAAUCUCCAUUGCGGCCCAUGGGUCGUUCUGGUCGUGACGAACUUGAUCUACAAAAAUCACGUAGUUCAACUCUAGGGUCCAGUUCACAACUAAGAGGAAGAGACAUGAUAUAUGGAAAUCCCAGGGACAGAGGAUUGUCAAAUUUUCACAGAAGUAGUGGAAAGUUUGAUAAACUUGGACAACCACUUCUUUAUCACAAGUUGCCAGAUGAUCCUGGAGAAAGGCGUCGGUCCCUCAGCACUGCAGUUGAAGAGGAUACAGAUAUGAGGCAUCAUUUAUUUGAUGAUGCUAGUGAUAUCAAUGUUAAUAUGAUCAUGCAGGAAGCUGAUGAACAGCUAAAAAAUGGCACAAUAUCGUUUUCUCAUUAUAAUACAGUGCUGAAACAGGUAAUUCAGUUAAAUGAAGUUCAGAAGUUAAGAGAAGCACAAAGACGAGAUCAGCAGGAAAAUAAAGAGAACUGGGAACGGAGCAGAAGAAGACGUGCAGGGGAAACCGGUCAUUUAUCGCCAAUCAUUGCAGAUGAUGAUAGACAAGGUAGUUCCUCUAUAGAUGCCAGGUUUGGAGACAUCGAUGAGAGAUUCCCAGUACUUCAUAAGCAUAGAAAUCUUACAACCUCAUUGCCAUCAUCUUCUGAGCUGUCCAUGCCAGGCAAAUUUCAGCCUGGACCAUCACAAUGGAAUGAUGCUGGACGUCCUCACAUGAGAUCUGGUCAUUGGGACCAUGCACCUAAUCCAUGGAUACGCAGUGCACAUAGUGCAAACUCAGUACCCUUAACUCAAGGUCACCUUGGCACUCAUGUCCGUAUGCUUAAUCCAGGCCCAAGUCAAGGACAAGGCAUCCCCUUUCACCAAACUUCAGGACCAGAAUUUCAACCAGUUGACAGUUUUGGUGGAGUUAACCGGUGGAGACCACAGUUUCAGAGUCGUACACCUUUUGAAGGUGAUGUAGAUAGGUUUGAGUCACGUUUUAGUGGCCGUUCGGAUAACAGAUUUCGGGGACCUACUCCAUCUUUGCUGCAGCAGCAGCAGAUACAUCAGCAGCAGGCACGUGGAAAUGAUGAACUGCCACCAGCAGAUCCUAUGAUUCUCGAGCUCAUAGCACAGGAUAGAAUGAGGACUAUUAAUAUAGACGGUGUGCCUAGGGAAAUACGUUUCUACGGUGACACCGCUGUAGUGAUGCUAGCAUGGGACGAUCCACGAGAAAUCGGUUUCCAGGGAGGUGCACGAACAGUCACAUUUGAUGAGAGAGAGUCUAUACUCUGUUCUUUGAAUGAUACAUACAGAGAGUUUAUCAUUGAUGGAUGUACUCACAGGAUACGACUUGGUGCACCAACUCGUGAACUAUAUAUUGAUGGCAAGUGGUAUGAAUGUUUCUUUGGUGGUCCUCCAGUUACGAUUGAAAUUGAUGGGAAGAUGCAUGUUGUCAAAUUGGAGGGUCCACCUCCUCAAGUUAAAAUUGGCCUGAUGAAGCGGACAGAUCUGGUCGCUGGCAAGAUCAAUUUAAUCAUUAAUGCCAAAACUAUGGUACCUGUGUUCUUGGAUGCCAAACCACAAAGAUUUGACAUUGAGAAUAAACCCCACGUACUUCAUUUUGUCGAAGCUUUGUCGACUGUGUUAAUUAAUGGACAGCCUAUCAAAGUUGAAUUUGGUGGACUUCCAAAACCCAUUAUUGUUCGUGGCAAGAAGCACUUUAUACGUUUCACCGUGUUACCGCGUGGUAUCAGGCCUGGAUAUGUCAGCAUUGUUAAUAUGGAAGGUGGUCGUUUGCCAUCACCUCCUCGGCCGAAGAACGAAAACAGUGAAACCGUUACCUUUGGUGGAGAUGAUUCUAAUGAUGCAUCCAGCAGAUUCUCACAAGGACAUGAGCCUGUAUUACCUGUUGUAGGAGCUACUGGCAGUUUAGGUGGACGAGGUCUGAGAAAACAGUUUGGUGCAAACAGGGACCGAGAUUUACCUCAUGAGACUGAACAUGUAACAAACUCACCAGGACACUUCCAUGGAGAUAAUGCAGUGAAAGGACCUGUUCCUAUUCAACAACAAAAACAUAGACCACAGAGCCAAUUGCCACUGGAAAUGUUGAUGAGCUUGAUGCCAACUAUGAUGGCACCAGCAUCAGGUUUUGGUUACCAGGUGGAACAGAGCUCUCAAGAUGGUCAGCCAGGUCCCCAGGAACUGCCCACUCAGGUUCCAGACUCAGUACCUGGUGUUCCAGAGGCACAAUUACAUGGUGCUGGGCUAAGCAACAUCCCAUUCCUUCCUGCUGAAAUAAAUGUAGCUGAGCUAUUUCAGAGGCUGGUGGCAACGGGAAUUGUUCCACAGGCCGCAAAAUCUGAUGCAGAUAGCAAAAAGGAGGAAGAAGCAAAGUCUAUAAAGGCCGUUGACUUCGGGCAGCCUGAAACAUUGAAAUUACGUCAGCCUGGUGUAGUGGCUAUCCUAUACUCUGGUAUUCAGUGUAGUUCCUGUGGGGUACGUUUCCCUCCGGAACAGACUAUGAAGUACAGCCAACAUUUAGAUUGGCAUUUCCGGCAAAACAGGCGUGACAAGGACAAUACUCGCAAAGCUCAGAGUAGAAAGUGGUAUUAUGAUGUCUCAGAUUGGAUCCAGUUUGAAGAAAUUGAAGACUUGGAGGAGAGAGCACAAAGCUGGUUUGAAACCCAGCAGGCUGCAGAAGGUGAAGAAAAAGAGAUACAAGAAGUUCCCAGUGUUUGCGCUGGAGAAAAUCCUGACGACACAUUUUGUGCUGUAUGCCAUGACAAAUUUGAACAAUUUUAUAAUGAAGAAAGAGAAGAGUGGCACUUACGUUCAGCAUUGAGGGUAGACGGAAAAACAUAUCACCCUCUUUGCUAUGAUGAUUACAAGGGUUCGCUUGAGAUGUCACUAGAAGAACAGUAUGCCACCGAAGAUACUAAAGAUGAAGAGGAGGAAACUAAUACAGGCAAUGAGAUGGAAAACAAAGAAGAGGGUGAUGUAGAAAUGAUGAAUACCUCAGUUCCACAUGAGAACAAAGAGGAAUCAAUGAAUGAUCAGGAAGUUAAAACUGAAGAAGGAAAUGCUGAUGAAAAGGUGGGUGACAUUGAAGACCCGCUAAAGGACGUAAAACUUGAACCUCCAUUGGAUGCAACUCCAGUAAAAGAGGAACCCAUGGAAACUGAAGAUAAAGAACCUGAAACUGAGAUCAAGAUUGAGUCAGAAGAUAAGGAAACUGAGGAAGGAACUGGAGGGGAGGAAGACGUCAAGCCUGCUGCCCCAGCUGUUGACACAACAUAUGCGGCUGUAGCAUGUUCUAUUGAUGGCAAUGUUAAAUUUGAAGAUUCUCCACAAAUCACAUCUGGCCCUAUCCCUGGUAAGAUUAAAAUAAACAUUACAACCCUUCCUUCUGUGAUUGCCAAGGAAUCCCAAAGCGAGGGAGAUGUAGAAAUUUUGCCCACAGAUCAAAGUACUGAUAAUGGACAUGGUCCAGUACUUGCUGAGGCCACCAAAGAAUGUGGGGAGGAAGCAGCAGGUGGGGAAGAUGGGGAGGAACCUCCUCCACCUGGUGUUGAACCUGUGCAACUGAAACCUAGAUUGGUGGGAAGAAACCUCACAGUACUGCCACCAGUGGUGAAAGGAUCAGAACUGUCUGGAUUGUGCUCCGUAAUGUGAAAUUAUGUGGUGUGCUGUACAAAUGUAUGAUGAAAGUUCUAUAUAUA